Stegodyphus dumicola is the source of this 1658-nucleotide messenger RNA. Its product is annotated as Na(+)/citrate cotransporter-like. Gene Ontology annotation, cellular component: plasma membrane. The record is from RefSeq and is a predicted model, not a curated record. NCBI's taxonomy places the organism in Eukaryota, Metazoa, Arthropoda, Arachnida, Araneae, Eresidae. Gene Ontology annotation, biological process: succinate transport; transmembrane transport; citrate transport. Gene Ontology annotation, molecular function: citrate transmembrane transporter activity; succinate transmembrane transporter activity.
CCGUCGUUGAGUGUGUUAAGGAUCUUCGCACCACUUUUGACUCAUUUAGCGCUACGAAAGGCAAUUGAGGAAACCUCUGCGAGAGUUAACACUAAGCAAGACUUGUUUUUUAGUGCUUUGACAUGCCAAAUAUCUGUCGUCGUAUUUUACGUUCCAUUAAUAGAAAGCUAUGCAUCUAUGUCAUAAGUGUCCUUUUGCCCCUCAUCUUAGCUCCUCUGGCGGUUUCCCCUUACAAGGAAUCGAAAUGUGCUUAUGUGUUACUCCUAGUUGCUUCCUACUGGUUAUUGGAGCCUGUUCCUAUAGCUGCAACAGCCUUACUGCCUGUCGUCCUCUUUCCACUCUUAGGCGUUGUCAGUUCAGCCGAAAUAUGUUCAAACUACAUGAAGGAAAGCUUCAUGAUGUUCAUCGGUGGUCUCAUUGUGGCAAUCGCAGUGGAAGAUUGCAUGCUGCAUGAGAGAAUAGCUCUCAAAGUUCUCCUCAUCAUUGGAACAGAAAUAAAAUGGCUUAUGCUAGGUUUCAUGUUGACCACCAUGUUCCUAUCCAUGUGGAUAAGCAAUACGGCGACGACCGCCAUGAUGGUACCUAUUGUCGAUGCUGUCAUAGGAAAGAUAUCCAAUGUUACAAACAUCAGUGAUAUCCCUCUAGAAGGGAGCAAUGAUGAAUCUUUAACGGAAAGUAAGCAAGUGGACGACCGUGAAGAGGACAAGAAUUCUGUGAAAAUUUCAACCACAGAGAUCGAAACUUCAGAUUCUCGUCCUUCCGUUAUUAAAGUGGCACUUCUGUUGAGUGUCUGCUAUGCGGCCAAUAUAGGAGGAACGGGUACAUUAACUGGGACAGGACCUAAUCUCGUACUGAAAGGUUUGAUCGAAGAGUUGCAUCCUGAAAGUGAAGAAAUCACUUUUGCAACUUGGAUGAUGUACAAUGUUCCUGGAAUGGUUCUGUGUGUUCUGACUGGAUGGUUUUAUCUAUGGUUGGUGUACAUUCGAUGCUCAAAUGUUAAUCACAACUUGGUGUCGAAAGAAGCCAUCAAAGCCAUUAUUUCAAAACGAUAUGCCAAGCUGGGCUCAAUGUCAUACCAUGAAAUGGAAGUCGUGAUUCUUUUCCUUAUCUUGGUUGGCUUAUGGAUAUUCCGAGAUCCAAAGUUCAUUACAGGAUGGGCCGAAGCAGUGGGAUCAGACACAAAAAUUGGCGAUUCUGUUCCAGCGAUUGGAGUGGCCUUUCUGAUGUUCUUUGUGCCGUCGAAUCCCAAAGAUUGGAACAGCCGUCCCAUUCUGGAAUGGAAGACAGCUCAAACAAAACUGCCGUGGGGUGUCAUAUUGCUCAUUGGGGGUGGCUUUGCCUUGGCAGAUGCAGCUCAGAAAUCUGGGCUCUCAAAACUAUUAGGAAAUCAGCUAUCUUCUUUAGCUGUUAUGUCACCUGGAGCUGUAGUAGCUAUAAUUUGCUUCAUGACGGCUAUGCUCACAGAAAUUGUUACGAACACGACUACAGCAACAAUUCUUCUUCCCGUUUUUGACCAAAUGGCUGUGUCUAUUAGGGUAAAUCCUCUGUAUCUAAUGCUCCCGGUAUCUGUAGUUUGCUCUUAUGCCUUUAUGUUGCCAGUAGCCACACCUCCAAACGCCAUUGCAUUUGAAAGCGGCAACAUGAGAACUGUGGAGAUG